GUUAUCGACGUUAAUUCCUCGUAACGAGAAACACGGGCCUUGCAAAAUCCACGUAAGCUGAUUUCGUCGUAAAGAACACGUUAAAAAUAAACACAGGCCUUGCAAAUUCCACGUAAGCUUGCGAGGUCUUUACGACGAAAUCAGAUUACGUGGAAAUAACAGGCCUUUUAGCUGUUUCGUCGUAAAGACCUUGUUAAUUUACGUUGAUUUAAUGAGUAUCGUGUGUAAAUCCCUAAAACUCUAAACCCUACAGUCAGAUGUUCUGUGGUGAUCCUGCUGCUGGAUCAUCAUCUUCAGCUCCCGGUUCCUCCAUCCCGGAGAUUGUCCCGGAGUCUCAGUCACAGCCACCAUCGGUUCCUCCAUCUGGUGCACCACCCCCACCUGCUGCACCUCAGGCAGUUCCAAACCCGGUUGCACCCGAAUACAUUCAUCCGGAGUUGCGGGUGCCGCCGACCGCUCCUUUUGCUCGGUACACGGUUGAGGAUCUUCUCGCUCAACCAGGUCGAGCCGGUUUACCGGUUUUAGACCCCGACCGACCAGAGGGGACUCUGUGGUUUGGGGUCGACAAUUAUGUCGCUACGAGCGUAUCCGAUAUAAUCAAAGGAUAUUUCUCCGAGGCUCACCCAAACUGGAAAAAGACGCCGCACCACUACUUACUUAUGGGCUAACGGGUCAACGUCAAGCAGUUCCACUUUCUCGGUCCGAAAAGUGCAUUGUUGGAAUUGGAUUGGAACGCCAAGUGGCUUUAGUAGCUUCGGUCACUCGGAAUACUUUCCUCCCUUCCUAUACAAAUGAAAGACAUCACAGCAAAGGACAGGAAGACUGCUAAGCCACAUACCUGCACACAUCAUGCAUAGCAAUUCCCAGACGGAAAAAUUGACAGACAGCUACAGGCGGGCGUACUUAGCUACUAAUGCUGGGAAGAGGAACCCAAGGGAUUUCUACUCACUUUUUGACCAAGAUUGAGCCAGAUACUUUAUAGAAAAGAUGGCAUUUUUGAUGACUUUUAUUUCAUUAAUAUUUUUUAACUAAUUAUUAAUCUUUUUUGGGUUUAAAA
Molecule: messenger RNA, 1057 nt
Organism: Raphanus sativus (radish)
Lineage: Eukaryota; Viridiplantae; Streptophyta; Magnoliopsida; Brassicales; Brassicaceae
Exons: 3
Coding region: 258-668 (136 amino acids)
Source: RefSeq, a predicted model, not a curated record